Molecule: messenger RNA, 1073 nt
Organism: Hyalella azteca
Lineage: Eukaryota; Metazoa; Arthropoda; Malacostraca; Amphipoda; Hyalellidae
Biological process (GO): amino acid activation for nonribosomal peptide biosynthetic process; secondary metabolite biosynthetic process
Cellular component (GO): cytoplasm
Molecular function (GO): phosphopantetheine binding
Source: RefSeq, a predicted model, not a curated record
AGCGGGAGGUGCAGUGCACAGAAGGCGUCACUGCAUGCGCUGUGCUGUGCUACGCCCCAGGCACCGCACAGCAGGCUCUGGUCGCCUUCUACAGCAGCGACGCCGACGAUGAUGAGGACUACGAGCAGCGCCUUGAAGCCUCCCUGGCCUCACGCCUCAUCACCUAUAUGAGGCCUAAGCUUGUUCGUCUCCAAGAGUUGCCGCUGCUUGUCAACGGCAAGGUUGACAGACAGAAGUUGCUGAGCGACUACAGCAACGUCUGUCAACGUGAGGUGCCUGCAGUAGACUUGAGUGUCGUUCCUGAGGAAGACAAGGACGUGGCACAGGACCUGAUGACGGUGGUGGGACGCCUGCUGGGGGGCACGGGGGGCACCACCAGCCACCGCCUCGCCCUCACCGACAACUUCUUCAGCGUCGGGGGCAACUCACUGAACGCCGUCCUCGUGGUGACCGCCUUGGUCGACUUGGGCUACAAAAUCGGACUCGGCGACUUCCUGGACUGCGCAGACUUCCUGGCGGUGGUGCAGAAGAUGGCGGCGCUGAAGAAAGGGGGACCUGCGACCCCCUCCUGCAGCGCCUCCUGCAGCUACACCUGCCACCUGCUCGAGCCCCACAUGCAGGACAGCGUCGUCGAGCUCAUCGCCGAUAGCUUCAGCUCGAAGAGCGACAUGGAGGUAGCAGCGGGCAUCAAAAAAGAAGACUUCUACCCUCUAUUGCACGGCAUCUACCCUGACAUUCUACUCCAGAGGCUCAGUUUCGUGGUGUGCGACGCCAGUGGCCGCAUCGUGGCCUGUUCCCUGAACUUCGACCUGCACGCCGAGCCUCCCGUGGAAGUUGACGUGCCCCUCGCCUGGAUCUUCGAUAUGCUCGAGCAGUGCGAGUCUAAAGUUCGGCACAAGCUUCCCCAGAACGUGGGUGAAGUCGUGCACUCCUUCAUGAUGACGACCUCCCCAGAACUUGGCCCGAAACAGAACCUGGAGCUCGUCAAGUUGAUGGAGGAACACAACAUCAAAGUUGCGCGCGAACGGAAGUACAAAGCUGUCUUUACUACAAACACUUCUGCUGCCACGAGG